GGGCAGGACAAAGUUGAAGAAAACGUCAUGGAAGCCGGUAAAGUUCGUGUGAAAGCAAGUUUCAGGCUUGGAACAGAAACACAUUCGGCACAGGCUCCAAACAAGGAGGUUCUUUCUGAAGAGUUGGUCUCAUUUAAAGAAGACAUCAUGAUCAUACUUAAAGACUACAUCACCAGGCACAAUGUACCCAAUGAAGUCCCUGAACCUGACGAAAUCUCUUCAGACGAAGAUGACGAGGAAAGUCCAGAUGAAGGAACUCCCCCAAAAUCAAAGAAGCGAAAGUAGUAGGUAGUUGCUUUAAGUUUUAUGAUUUGAUUGAGAAAUUGAACCAGAAAGUAACUAGGUAUUGGUAUUGUCAAGCUUUAUCUUGAACAUGAUGACAUAUUACUUCUACCACUACUACUACAUUAAUGUUGACUACAUUUUGAACU
Impatiens glandulifera is the source of this 431-nucleotide messenger RNA. RefSeq lists its product as uncharacterized. The coding region runs from base 28 to 285 and encodes 85 amino acids. The record is from RefSeq and is a predicted model, not a curated record. The transcript has a single exon. NCBI's taxonomy places the organism in Eukaryota, Viridiplantae, Streptophyta, Magnoliopsida, Ericales, Balsaminaceae.